Pyrus x bretschneideri (Chinese white pear) is the source of this 592-nucleotide messenger RNA. Its product is annotated as anaphase-promoting complex subunit 13. Gene Ontology annotation, biological process: protein K11-linked ubiquitination. The transcript has 4 exons. Gene Ontology annotation, cellular component: anaphase-promoting complex. The record is from RefSeq and is a predicted model, not a curated record. Lineage: Eukaryota; Viridiplantae; Streptophyta; Magnoliopsida; Rosales; Rosaceae. Bases 220 to 411 code for a protein of 63 amino acids.
CGGUAAUAAAUUAACUCAUUAAUAAAUGUAUAACUCGCAACAAUUUAGUCAUAAACCCCCCAAUCCAUUUGGUCUCUCACGAAGCCAUCGUCUGUCGGCAGAACCCUAGAACCAACCGGCGAGCUGAGCUUGCGAGAUUUCUAUGCUAGUCAGAUAAUUAGUAAUAGUUUGAACUGAAAAAAAUUCCGGAUCGGAUUUUGCCUUGGGUAUAAAGCAAACAUGGCUGACUUAAACCCAGGUAUACUAAUAGAUAUUGUGGAUGAAGAAUGGAUGAGAAGCACUCUUCCUGAUGAUGAGCUUCCCCUACCACCAGUGCUUGUUGUACGGACUGAUGACACUGAGGAUUCCAAUCAAGAGACUCAACAAGUUGAUGCGGAUGGUUGGCAUGAUCUUGCAUUGCCUUCCCAGUGAUUUUUCCUUUUCUUUUGGCCGUAAGAAUGUGUGUAAUUUAGUGGCUGUGCCGGCUUAAAAUGAAUUGGAUUAUUGUUUUUUGGGUUUGUUGAAUGUGAUCUUUACAUGAACCUGAUCAUGUGCAACGCUAAUCUGUAUUAUGUUCUUUUUAUUGUAUUUUAUUCGGAAACAAGUUCUGUCA